GACUCAUUCACUCAUCUCUCCAUUCACAAAUAUUUCUUCUCUCUCUCUGCCUAUACAUACAAUUUCUCUGCAAAAAGAAUCGAAGUUUGUUGAACUUGAAUUAUCGUUUGAGUAGAAAAAUGGCUUACUUGAGAGUUGUUGCUGUUAUGAUGUUGGCCUUGAUGGCUGGAUCUGCCUUUGCUCAGGCUCCAGGAGCCGCACCAGCUGCUUCACCGAAGAGAUCUCCAUCUCCGGUCGCAUCUCCGCCGCAGGAGGUGCCGGCACCGCGUUCUUCUCCAGUGUCCUCGCCGGCUCAGACUCCAUCUGCCGCCGCUCCUUCUGAGUCACCACUCUCUUCUCCACCGGCUCCUCCCACCGGCACUCCUGCCGUGUCCCCCGUCUCCUCCGUCGCUAAUCCUCCAUCCAUCGCACAGACUCCCGCAGGCGAUGCUCCUUCCUCCCCUCCCAACGCCGCCGCUUUGAACAGAGUCGCUCUCGCCGGAUCUGCUGGUUUGGCGUUCGUCGCUGCCGCUUUGCUGUUCUAAAUUCUCUGAUCUGCCUGAGAUUCUUUUCACACACACCGGAGUUGAUGAUUUAGGGGUCUAUAUACUCAUAUUUUAUUGUAUUCUUUGUAUUCAUUGAUUUUGACGGUGGUGAUCACAGCGAUUGAGGAGAUUUAGAUCAUUAUUGUUACCAUGAUUUAUAUUAUUAUGAUUUUUAGCAUUUAUUAUCGUAA
Messenger RNA from Ipomoea triloba (trilobed morning glory), 715 nucleotides. Its product is annotated as classical arabinogalactan protein 5-like. The record is from RefSeq and is a predicted model, not a curated record. The coding region runs from base 120 to 524 and encodes 134 amino acids. Lineage: Eukaryota; Viridiplantae; Streptophyta; Magnoliopsida; Solanales; Convolvulaceae. The transcript has a single exon.